GACUUGGAGCGGAUCCAUAACGGGACUGAAUUACAGAAACAGCUGCUCUUGACACAGGCGCACUCAUAACAUACAAACAACGAGCAUAUAUAAUAAGUGGGCUGCGCACAAGGAAGGAAACAGUCUACCUUUUUUGUUUCCAAUUUCAUAGAAAAGGGGAUCUAUUUCUAGGGCCAUGGACCUCCCACUGCUGCUGGCGAUCUGCAGCUUUGGAGCCUCAGUUCUGGUUAGCAGUGCUGCAGACCUGGAAGGAGACCAGUCAUUGAAGGAAGAUGACCCUUUUUAUUAUGAUUACAAGACCCUGCGGAUUGGGGGGCUGGUCUUCGCUGUGGUCUUGUUCCUAAUGGGAAUCAUCCUCAUCCUCAGCAGAAAGUGUCGUUGCAAGUUCAACCAGCAGCAGCCAACUGGUGAACCGGACGAAGAGGCGGGCAGUCUGAGAGCAUCGAUCAGACGAAUGUCUUCUAGGAGGCAGUAAACACUGGACAGGUCUCAGGAGUCCCUGAGAUUUAAGAUGUCCCAGACAGUACACUACCUAUACAGGGUGCCAGGGACAGAAGACUGCACUCAAGCAGAUAGUAGAUAAUUGUGCUCAGCAGCCUGAAUAUCGACCUAACCAGCUUCAAAAGUUUUUGUGUGGAGCCUUAUAAUGUAAAAAAGGAAAUCUUUUUGUUUGUUUUUGUUUUAAUAUAGCGUUUGUGCAGUGACAGGCAAUAAAGUUUUCCGUUAUCUCUAAA
Messenger RNA from Polyodon spathula (Mississippi paddlefish), 734 nucleotides. Its product is annotated as phospholemman-like. Gene Ontology annotation, biological process: regulation of sodium ion transmembrane transporter activity; monoatomic ion transport. Gene Ontology annotation, molecular function: sodium channel regulator activity. Bases 176 to 475 code for a protein of 99 amino acids. The transcript is spliced from 9 exons. NCBI's taxonomy places the organism in Eukaryota, Metazoa, Chordata, Actinopteri, Acipenseriformes, Polyodontidae. Gene Ontology annotation, cellular component: membrane. The record is from RefSeq and is a predicted model, not a curated record.